AUGGAUAUGCAAGACUUAGAAAAUGUGGAAUUUGGAGCCUCUUUGAAAAAACAGGAAUUUCUCUUGAAAGAAAAAUGUGUUCAUCUGAAUCAUGGCUCGUACGGAACGGUGCCACGACGGGUCUACGAAUACAGAUUGACUAUUCUAAAAGAACAGGAAGAGAAUCCUGAUUUUUGGUAUCGGAAAAUUAUUCAAAAAUAUUGGAACGAUUCCAAGGCAGCGUUGUGUAAAUUUGUCAAUGUCAAGCACACUGAUUGUAUGGUUUUUGUAGAAAAUGCUACGACUGGCGCCAGUGCAGUUUUAAAGAGUCUGAAAUUCCUGAAAGGGGACAUAAUUCUAGGCACCAACUUGACCUACCAAGGUGUGAAAAAUUUGGUUCAAUACAUAGUAGAAACUAGAGAGGGAGUCGAAUCCAGAUUUCUAGAAAUAACGCUACCAAUAAAAACGAAAGAUGACAUCAUCAAUUUGUAUCGUGAUUAUUUGAAAAAUAACAAAAACGUGAAAAUUGCUGUCAUUGACUAUAUAACCAGUCCGAGCGCCAUUUUGAUGCCAGUGAAAGAAAUUAUCGAAGUUUGUCGUCAACAUGGAGUUUUAACGUUAAUAGAUGGCGCUCACUCACCAGGACAAAUUGAGCUGAAUUUGGACGAAUUAGGAGCUGAUUUUUUCGUCGGAAAUUUACACAAAUGGCUGUUUGCUCCACGCGGCUGCGCUAUUUUAUACGUAGCAAAACAACACACAGAUAAAAUACACGUCUUAAAUUCAUCAUGGCAUCUUUACGAAGGUUUGAACGCAGAAUUUAUCAACAACGGAACCAGAGACCAUACUCCAUUCUUUUGUGCCCAGGCUAGUUUGAAUUUCUUUGAAAGUAUCGGUGGUUUUGAAAAGGUUUACGGGUAUAAUAAGAAGCUGAUUCGAGAGGGAAGUGACUAUCUGAUGAAGUUAUGGGGAACAGACAAGCAAGAUAUACCAGAAACCAUGGAAGCUCCGUUUAUGAUCAACGUUCAACUUCCUCGACUCAAAGGUGUCAUCAAUACGAGCGAAUCGCUUCUUAAAUUAAAGGUUCAUUUAAUGGAAAAAGAAAACAUAAUCGCUGCGUUCGUUACUUAUCUCGGUGUUAAUUAUUGUAGACUCAGUUGUCAAGUCUAUAAUACAAUGGACGAUUUUAUUAAAUUAGGACAGGCUGUGGAAAAAUUAAUGAUUUAA
Lottia gigantea (owl limpet) is the source of this 1203-nucleotide messenger RNA. RefSeq lists its product as hypothetical. Lineage: Eukaryota; Metazoa; Mollusca; Gastropoda; Lottiidae. The transcript has a single exon. The coding region runs from base 1 to 1203 and encodes 400 amino acids. The record is from RefSeq and is a predicted model, not a curated record.